AUGGCUCGUAACAAGCCGCGCAUACUGCUCGCACUCUAUUCUCGUCCCAAACAUCACACGAUCCACAUCGCACUGCUCAUCACGGGCAAGAUCAAACGCGGAGCCAAGAGAGGCUCGAUCCCGGCCAGGAAAUGGCAUGCAAAGAACACCAUCCAGUUCGUCAACAACACCCCCACGAGACCCUGGCGCCGCGAGAGAGAGAUAAUCACCGACAUUGACAAAGACCUCCGCCUGCUGGCGUGUGCCGUGAUCGCCAAAGUCCACAACGUCGAUGAAGCCGAGAGACUCCUGAGUCUCGUGCCCGUCUAUCAACCCGAGGACGCCGACCAGGACAUGGCGGCCGAGUUUGACUGCACCGCCUGGGCCAUGGAAGCAAUGAGAGUCUUGCGAUGGGCGGGAGUUGUAAAGGCAACCCUCUUCACCAAGGCGGAGGAGACAUUGAAGUCCUACAUUGAAACCCACCGAGCACGAUGGAACGCCCAGAGCGGCCAUGACCUGCAGGGCCAGCCUCCGAUUGUUCCGAUCGUCGAUAUGUUUACCGGGAAGAUGCUGAGGGAGUGA
Messenger RNA from Penicillium cinerascens, 561 nucleotides. RefSeq lists its product as uncharacterized. The transcript has a single exon. The record is from RefSeq and is a predicted model, not a curated record. NCBI's taxonomy places the organism in Eukaryota, Fungi, Ascomycota, Eurotiomycetes, Eurotiales, Aspergillaceae. Bases 1 to 561 code for a protein of 186 amino acids.